UUUGAUUAACAAAAAAAAAAUUAUUCUCUCUCUGUCUCUUCCUGUAGGGAGAAGGAAAAAAAUAGUAUCAGUACUACGUCUACUACUAGUAGUAGCAUCAGCAGUACAUACACUCUUCUCCAUUUUUUUUUCAAUUUUUAUAGACCAAAUUGUUGAAUUUGUCUGCAUCUGUUGAAUGAGCAAAAGGAUUUUGUUGUUUGUGUGUAUAACAACCAUUUUUGAGUACUUUUGAGUUUUGAGUUUUGAGUGUGUAUAUGUUGUGUUAAGUGUGUUUUUUGUGUGGAGAUGAAAGAGUAAGUGCUGAAAAGGAGAAAGAAAAAAGAUUUGUUGCGUUUAAGCAGUGGUGAAAACUACUGAAGUGAAGUGGAAAAAGGAGUUUGAUUAGCUGAAGUAUUGUUCAGAUUGGUGAUAGUAGAAAUGGGGUCGGAGCAGAAUAGAUUUCCGCAGCAGCAAGGACCGCCACUUCCUUCUCGGCAUAAACGAUGGGGAGGAUGUUUGGGAGGAUUGUCUUGUUUUGGAAGACAAAAAGGUGGAAAGCGUAUAGUGCCUUCGUCUCGUAUUCCUGAGGCCAAUUCAAUGCCAAAUCAGCAGAAUGUUCCCCAAGCUGGUGGGCUGAAUAAUCAGACGGCAGCUCUUUUAGCUCCACCAUCUUCACCCGCGUCCUUUUCGAAUUCAGCACUCCCUUCAACAGCUCAAUCACCAAGCUGUUUUUUAUCUAGCAAUUCACCAGGAGGUCCUUCAUCUGCUAUGUUCGCCACUGGUCCAUAUGCUCAUGAGACCCAGUUGGUAUCUCCUCCCGUGUUCUCAAACUUCACCACUGAGCCAUCUACUGCUCCUUUCACACCUCCGCCUGAGUUGGCCCACUUAACUACUCCCUCUUCACCAGAUGUGCCUUUCGCUCGGUUCCUCUCCUCUUCUGUGAAAGUUAAAACCAGCACUGGUGCCAAUGAUUUUCAAACAACAUACGCUCUUUAUCCAGGAAGUCCUGCUAGUACUCUCAGAUCCCCUGUUUCGAGGGGACCAGGUGAGAGGGAACUUCCUCAAUUGGAUCCUUCUAUCCCUUCAUCCGAGAUCAAGUAUCCAGGCCCUGAUUCAAGCACCUCCAAGUUGACUCAAGAUUCAAAUUUCUUCUGUCCAGCUACAUUUGCCCAAUAUUACAUUGACCACUCUUUAUUUCCUCAUUCUGGUGGAAGGCUGAGCGUUUCCAAAGAAACCGAUGCUUAUUCAACUAAUAAUGGGAAUGGCCAGCAGAGUUGGCAGAACAAACCAUCUAAACAAGAUGCAGAGGAAGUAGAAGCGUAUAGAGCAUCCUUUGGGUUCAGUGCUGAUGAGAUUGUUAGUACGACACAAUAUGUGGAAAUUUCUGAUGUCGCAUUAGAUGAAUCCUUUAGCAUGACCCCUUUUACUAAGCCCAGAGAAGAGGAAAUCAUAUUAACUAUGUCAACAGCUGAGGGAACAAAAGGAGGGAAUAUCUCUAAUAUGGCAUCUCCUUUGCAGUGCAAACCAGGGAUGCAUCAUUUUGAAGGAGCAAACAAUUGCAUGAAAGAUCAUACGUCUCCAAAGCAAAUUGAACCUGCUAACCAUGCUAUGAGUGAUGAUGAAGGUAUCUUCUCCAAAUUGGGAACUCUAAGAUUAAGUCGUAAACAUGACCAUGGUUUGGCAAGCUCCGAUGCAGAGAUAGACUACAGGAGAGGAAGAAGUUUGAGAGAAGCAAAAGGCAAUAUUGCAUGGUAGCACUAAUAUUUAGAAUAUUAUAUAGUCUCCUAUUGGCUGAAUUGCAUGGUUCUCUUCUUUUGCUUUUGUUGGGGGUCUUCUUCUUUCGCAGGUGAUCUAACCUCACUCACGAAAACCCCCUACUGCGUCCUCGUUAUUCUGCUGUUUUAUUCUAGAAUGUAUCGUCUGUAUAUCUUAUGGUUCCCUCGAGUUAUGUAUGUCAAAAGUCGUAGCAAUAUACUUUCAGCCAUUAAUGUCAUUAGGAGUGGGAAUGGAUGCUGGAACUUUUUCUACUGUGGAUUGUGUAUGCUUGUUUCGGAAUGUCUUAGGCUUGAAGUCUUUGAAAAUGUAUCUUAUUGAAUAUGCAUUUCAAU
Molecule: messenger RNA, 2087 nt
Organism: Solanum stenotomum
Lineage: Eukaryota; Viridiplantae; Streptophyta; Magnoliopsida; Solanales; Solanaceae
Exons: 3
Coding region: 418-1734 (438 amino acids)
Source: RefSeq, a predicted model, not a curated record